AUGCGUUUCUCUGAAUGGACAGGCUUGUUCCCAGGCCUGAUUCUGGCCCUCCUCAUCGCAUGUGUUGAAGCAGCUUUUGGUGAAGCCCACGAUCCGUUGGUGUACGAGAGCAAAGACUCGGACCAGGCAAUUCUUGCAGGCCUUUGUCCGGAUUACACGAACUAUGCUCGUCACAAGCAUUCACCUCUGAGCGAAGGGCCGCUACAACUCCCGUUCCAGAGACCACAUGCUCACUGUCGCGAAUUCUCCUCGCCGGCCGUCGAACGAGUGAUUGAAGAUCUAUACCCUCGCUUUAAAGAUCGAGACCUAGCCCAAAUAUUCCGCAAUGCCUUUCCCAACACUCUCGACACGACGGUUCUUUGGCAUGUGGACGGGGUGAAGACACAUGCGCCCGCUUCGCGGCUUGCCAGAGACAAGGACAAAUGGCAAGGCGCCCAGACGUUCAUAGUCACGGGCGACAUCAACGCAGAGUGGCUUCGGGAUUCGACAAACCAACUGGCGCAAUACCAGCGUCUUGCCAGGUCUGCACCGGACAUUUCGAAUCUUAUCCUGGGCGCGAUCAAUACCCAGGCCGAGUUUGUCAUCGCAUCUCCAUACUGCAAUGCUUUCCAGCCUCCGGACCCGUCUCGCCUGCCGCCCGUACAUUCAGGACAAGAGGAUAUUGUUCACCCAGUCUACGAACCGAGCGUCGUUUUCGAAUGCAAGUAUGAGCUGGACAGUCUGGCAUCGUUCCUUGCCCUCACGCAUCAAUACCACGCGGCGACGGGCUCGACAGCGUUUCUGACGAAUCGGUGGUUUAAGGCUAUCGAAUCUCUUCUCCAUGUACUUGACACACAAGCGCGACCAACUUUCAACCCCACCUCUGGCUGGUACGAAAAGAACGAGUACACCUUUACGCGGGUGACGCGACUGGGCACCGAAACGCUCAAUCUCGACGGAAUCGGCAAUCCUCUGGCGAACGGCACGGGACUGAUCCGAUCAGCAUUCCGACCAUCGGACGAUGCUACGAUUUUCGGAUUCUUCAUCCCUGCCAACGCCAUGAUGUCGGUCGAGCUGGCCAAUAUAGCCCGGAUGCUGCGCGACGCCGCGGCCGUGUGGUCGGCGCCCAAUGAAGCGAAAUGGUUCCUCAAGGUCGCCCAGGGCCUGCAAACUCGCGCCGAGACGAUCCGAGCGGGAAUCUACAAGCAUGCGGUGGUGUCACACCCCGAGUUCGGCGAUGUGUUUGCCUACGAAGUCGACGGCUACGGCUCGCAUCUGUUGAUGGACGAUGCCAACAUUCCGUCGCUUCUGUCGCUGCCGCUGUUUGGCUUCGUCGACGCCGACGACCCCAUCUACCAGAAUACCAGACGCAUGAUCCUCUCACAGCGCGGAAACCCCUAUUUUCUCUCCGGCUCCAAAUUCAGCGGUAUAGGGGGACCUCAUAUAGGGCUGCGCAACGCUUGGCCCAUGUCUGUUCUGGUGCAGGCCAUGACGAGCACGGAUGAUGCCGAGAUCAUUGACUGUAUUGACCGCGUCAAGAACGUCAGUGUUCUAGGUCUUAUUAAUGAAAGUGUCGACGUCCAUCGCGGUGUCAGGCCCGGCGGUGAAGGUAUGACUCGCAGCUGGUUUGCCUGGGCCAACAGUGUCUUUGCCCAGGCCAUCCUAUGGCUCGUCGAAAACAAGCCUGAAUUGGUCUUGAAUGACGAUGGGACCGGCAAGAUGAGGUAUAUCGUCGGAAAAGGCUGGGUGGAUUGA
Molecule: messenger RNA, 1734 nt
Organism: Exophiala dermatitidis NIH/UT8656
Lineage: Eukaryota; Fungi; Ascomycota; Eurotiomycetes; Chaetothyriales; Herpotrichiellaceae
Exons: 2
Coding region: 1-1734 (577 amino acids)
Biological process (GO): carbohydrate metabolic process
Source: RefSeq, a predicted model, not a curated record